Messenger RNA from Microthlaspi erraticum, 324 nucleotides. NCBI's taxonomy places the organism in Eukaryota, Viridiplantae, Streptophyta, Magnoliopsida, Brassicales, Brassicaceae. The record is from the annotation of a GenBank genome assembly.
AUGGCAAACCAUCUUCAAGAUCCCUUAACUACUUCCCUUAAACCAAGUCUAGUCAACGAAGAACAACUAGACGAAGAAACGGUGAGCUUGCAAGCACAGAGUCUCGUGAACACUAUGGCCUUCCCCAUGGUUCUCAAAGCCGCCUUAGAGCUUGGCGUCAUCGACACAGUCACAUCCGUAGAUGAAGGCGUGUGGCUCGUCUUCCGAGAUUGUGCUUCGUCUCCUAAUCAAACCCACCAACCCGGAGGCACCGGUUUUGUUGGACCGUAUGCUGAUUUUACUAGCGAGUCACAGUCACUCGGUCUUGAAGUACCGUAUGCUUGA